CUUUAAUUUGUAACAAUACGGUAACAAAACUUUGAAAUUGUAUAGAACACACCUUGAAAUCGUCCAACUGCUUCAACUGUCUUCUUUCCUCUUCAAUUCCCCUCCUUAAACCCUAGAUCCCCAAUCUCUGUUUCAUCAGCUCUGAAUUCCAUCCAGCACCCGGUGAAGAUGGCAGCUUUUCUUCUGACCAGAACGCUUCACUUGAUCCAAAGACCCAGACAGUUAGCUCCCCUGUCCUCGUCGUCGCCCCUCGUCCGUCAUUUCAACUCAACCGCCGCCGCCCAUCAGCCGCCGGAUCCGGAAGGGCAGUCGUCUUUCUCUUUCGGCGACGGUGGAGAUAGCGGCGGCGAUGCAAUCCAUCUCAAGGGGCCUAGCUCUGGCUCGAAACGUGGGGGCGGGUCGUCGUCGGUGACGAUGCCGAUGUCGUUCAUGACGGGAUCAAUCGUCGGGAAGAGGUUCUACAACCAAGUGACGACGAGGCAGGCCGACGACGGCAACGGGUGGUCGGUGAUGCUUGAUUACAGGACGCUCAAGACCCCUUCGAAGAGGGCUCUGAAGUUGCCGACUUUGUCUCUUGCCAAGGCAAUUGCUGCUGAGUGGGAUUACCAGCAAACAGAUGGAAUCAGACCUUUCACCAUGCCCCUUAUGAGGCUUGCUUGUACUGCAUUGGAGAGGGUUCCAAUCACACGCCCAAAGAUUAUAGACGACUUGAUGAAGAAAUUCAACCAGGACUUGGUUUUCUGUCGUGCUCCAUGGGAUAAUAAUCUAACCAGUGGUGUAUAUGAUCGGCAGGUGGAGAAAAUCGAUCCUUUGCUCAAUUGGGUGAAGACAGAAUUUGGGUUUAAGCCUGUGGUAUAUUCGAGUUUCUUUGGUGGGAAGCAAGAUGAAGGUCUGGCGAAGGCAAUGGAAAAACUUCUGAAAAGUACCAGUAAUUGUGAAUUAGCAGCGAUUGAUGCUCUUGCAGCUGCAUCGCAUUCUUUGGUGAUUGCUGUUGGGAUCUUUCGUGGGAGGUUGGACAUUGAAGAAGCAAUUGAGUUGAUUAGACUUGAAGAAGAUUUACAGGUUGACAACUGGGGUUUAGUUGAAGGAGGUCAUGAUUUGGAUAUUGCUGAUCUCAAGGUACAAGUAUCAUCAGCGGUAGUGUUCCUUGGUCUUUCAAAGUUUUGAGCUUUGUGUAUCGCUAGAAUCUUACAGAAUAUGUCUCUACAAGAGUCAGCUUUCCUAAGGAUAGUUUUGAGCUAUUGUUGUGAUUGCCUGAGAGUUUCGUUGAUGUAAUAAUCCAUCUCUGGAUAUGAGAAGUCAGUUACUGCUGAUUGAUGUACAAUGAAGUGAACUGACAAAGAAAAAUGCAGAAUUAAGCUAUCCAGGAAAGAAGUUUAUGCUUAACGGCUAAAUCUUACUCUUGUCUUUGUUUCUGCUAUAAAAGUUGUUGUGUUAUUCUUCUAUUCGCUUCCUUCAAUACUUGCGGUUUCAUGGAGGGACGUGGAACCCUAUGAUGUAUAAUCUUUUGAUCCAACGAGCAAUUGCAGAACUAUCAUUUGAUGGAAAAUAGGAGCAGUAGGAGCAGAACAAUGAUCUUAUAGGCAGCACUGCUCGCAUACUGGUGGUUGUUUCUCGAUGUUGCAGUUGCAGCAAGCCGUAUCACAGUGAUUGUUGCAUCCUGCAUAAGGUUUCAGCAGAAGAGUCCCCAUAUCAUAAGGCAAUGGUAUGAUGAUGCUACUAUAAGAAGGAAUGAAAAAAACCAUAGAAGGAUGCAUGGUUCCCAGCUCUUGCCUAUAUUACCUGUCACAGUAAGGAUCUGUGGUGAUAGUUCUAGAUUACGAAUCUCCCGGAAGAAAGGAUUGCGGGAGGGAGAGGCUACUGUAUGUGUUCCGAGAACGAUGAUCAGAGCUAUCAUCCAGCCAAAUUGUGCAGACAACUUCAUCUGCAGUUAGUGGAUGUGAACAAUAUGGGAGCUGCUGGGUGGUGGGCAAUGUGAUGAGAUAGAUCUUCAUUUGCGAGGUUUAUAUACAUCCUCUGCUUCAGAGUUCUAAAUUCAAGAGAUUAAUCUUGUAUAUUGGCCUGCAGAAUAUAAAGAUAGAUAUAUGAAUCUGGUCAUUCAGUAAUGCUGGCUCUCUGGUGGAUGGGAAAAAAUUGGAUCAUGACAAACAAAUGAUCCAUUUUGUUGUGGUAGCUGUUAAUUAUUUUUACAAGCGCCUCGCAAGUUGCAUUUAACAUUAUUGAAUUCUAAAUUAUACUAAAC
Molecule: messenger RNA, 2242 nt
Organism: Linum tenue
Lineage: Eukaryota; Viridiplantae; Streptophyta; Magnoliopsida; Malpighiales; Linaceae
Source: the annotation of a GenBank genome assembly